Molecule: messenger RNA, 2586 nt
Organism: Talaromyces marneffei
Lineage: Eukaryota; Fungi; Ascomycota; Eurotiomycetes; Eurotiales; Trichocomaceae
Exons: 4
Coding region: 1-2586 (861 amino acids)
Biological process (GO): intracellular magnesium ion homeostasis; magnesium ion transmembrane transport
Cellular component (GO): plasma membrane
Molecular function (GO): magnesium ion transmembrane transporter activity
Source: RefSeq, a predicted model, not a curated record
AUGCCAGCCAAUCCAGCUCAAAAUCCAACCCCGCGAAAUCAACCUGCGACGGAGCAGCAGCAGCAGCCUGCUGCGACAAAGCCGAAGAAAAAGAACCGCAAUCGCAAACGGCGCAAUCGCAGGCAGUCAUUUAUUGCUUCUGAAGAUUCGGGGCCAAUUGCGUCUGAAUUAUCGGGAGGACUAGCACGCCCGAAUCCCGAUCAAAUACAAGACCGUGUUCCGUUUUACAGAGGCAGGAAUUUGAGCAAUACAAGCUUGGAGAGUGACGCAUUGUUGGACCAUCGAGACCAACCCAUGAUGCGCCCUCGGCGCGAGAGUCGCCUAAGCCAAUCUUUCCGGCCCGAAUCUUUCAGUCGAGCAGGAUCAUAUUUCCCGAGUUUCGAGGGACCGGGUCCUGGCCAACAGCGCUCGAAUUUUAGAUAUCAACAGAAUAUAUAUGAUCAGGGUGGAAUAGAUGAAGAUGAGCAAGAAGGCAGGCAUAUCACUGACCGAACUCCCCUAAUAACACCAUUGCGAACUGCGAGCCCGUCGAAGCCUGGCUAUGGUACGGACUCGAAAUCUCCCUUCUCGUCAUCCGCGAUACAUCGAAGGCCGUCGACGGCAUCCUCGCCUCUUGCCGCAUCUCAGGAAUAUGACGUUAAUAAUCCUCCAUCGGUUCCGGGGAGCCCUACGGUCGGUGCCACAGAUAUGGGCUACGACGAUGCUAUGGUCACCGGGUUAGAUUUUCCGGCAGGUACUCGGUCACCAGAGGUACGUCGAAGUUCUGUGGAUUUGCUUCGUGAUGCAGUCAUCAACAUGGAAGGCGGGGGUGCCGAUGCAAGAAAGGGGGACUCGAGGCCUCCGUCUCCUCCGGCAGCGUCUCCAGAUGGCUUGCGACGUCGGCGUACCAUUGCGGUUGCCGCGGAGGAAGAUGUGUGUUUUCCGUCUGAGAUUCCGGAAGACUUCCAACCUCAAAUGCACGAUUUGGAGACUGGGGAAAAAAGACGCCGGAGAAGGCGCGAGUGGCCUGAUCUUUCUGUUCUGGAGGAAUGGAGUCGUGAAGAAAAAGAAGAGCAAAGUCUUGAAUAUCGGGUGAAGAAGAUCAGUGAGCCUGUUCUAGUAGGUGGACGUUUACGGCCACAAUACAUCGGAUGGCGGCGGGAAGAAGAAGAUGCGCCGUAUCGAUUUACGUACUUCAACGAGGAAUUUCAGAGCACAAUACACGCGCAGACGAUCUCUGAACUCGUCCAACCUGGAGGAGGGUUUAGGGACCUCUUCAUUCCAGAUCCACCAGAACUUGAGGAUUCUUCGGAUGAUGAGGAGGAUUUGAUUUCGCUGCAUGACCCACCAUCCAACUCAAACUCCAACUCUAAUAUCAACCAGAAUAGCCAGAGCAACAACAAUUAUCUGGCUUCUAGCAUGAACAAUGAGAGUACACCGAACCGGGGAACCAACACCCCUGUACACAGCGCUGACGCUCGUCGAGACAGUGGAUUGCAAUCCAACAACAACAAUAACAACCGCUCAGAGACACAGACGCAGACGUCAAACCAGCCAGACGGAAACCAAAACUCGAAACCCAAACGCUAUGGACCACGGCCGACUUGGUGGCUUGACGUCCUUUGUCCAACGGACGCAGAAAUGCGUGUGAUCUCAAAGGCAUUCGGAAUCCACGCCCUAACAGCAGAAGAUAUCAUGAUGCAAGAAGCGCGCGAAAAAGUCGAGCUUUUCCGAAACUACUACUUCCUGAACUACCGCACCUUUGAACAAGACCCCAACAGCGACAAUCAUCUCGAGCCCGUCAACAUGUACGUCGUCGUGUUUCGAGAAGGUUGUCUGAGCUUCCAUUUCUCGCAGACACCGCAUCCAGCCAACGUUCGUCGACGGAUUCGACAAUUACGCGAUUAUCUAAUAUUGAGUUCUGAUUGGAUCUCGUAUGCUCUCAUCGACGAUAUCACAGACGUCUUCGGCCCUCUCAUUCAAACAAUCGAGAACGAAGUCGAUGAGGUAGACGACACGAUCAUGGGAAUGCACAACACCGUCGACGACUACUCCGGAAACAACAAGGAGAACGGCAAGGGUGACCCCAACAACGACGCCCAAUCCACAACCUCCAUCGCGCCAGGCGAAAUGCUACGCCGCGUAGGCGAAUGCCGCAAGAAGGUAAUGGGCAUGUACCGUUUGCUUAGCAACAAAGCAGACGUAAUAAAGGGGUUCGCGAAACGGUGCAAUGAGCAAUGGGAGGUGGCGCCCAAGUCCGAGAUUGGGCUUUAUCUGGGCGAUAUUCAGGAUCACAUUAUGACUAUGACGAGUAAUCUAACGCAUUAUGAAACACUACUGUCGCGAGCACAUUCCAACUACCUAGCUCAAAUCAACAUCCUCAUGAACGAGCGCCAGGAGCGAACCGCAGACGUGUUGGGCAAAUUGACGGUUCUGGGUACCAUCGUCUUACCCAUGAACAUCAUCUGUGGUAUGUGGGGGAUGAACGUCAAGGUUCCUGGCCAGGAAGUUGAUAAUUUAUAUUGGUUUUGGUCAAUUACGGCUGGCCUCGUCUUCUUUGGCGUUGCAUCAUUCCUGAUUGCGAAGAGGGUGUAUCGGAUUGUCUGA